Messenger RNA from Paramuricea clavata, 5372 nucleotides. NCBI's taxonomy places the organism in Eukaryota, Metazoa, Cnidaria, Anthozoa, Malacalcyonacea, Plexauridae. The record is from the annotation of a GenBank genome assembly.
AUGUUAAACCCAGUCAAUCAUUACAGAUCUUUCUUCCUUCAUAUUAUCGUGAAGAAAGGCAAUCAUAAAUGGCAACAUCGAAACGUUUUGUUUGAAUGUCCAUCUGUCGAAGUCGGAAGUGAAUGGUUUACAAGGAUACAAAAUAUUUUACAAGGUAUUACUUCAAUGCAAGUUAGAUCAGUACUACGUUUGAAGUACUGUUUUUUUAUGUAUAGUUAAUACCUUUAACUUUUUAUGCAAACUUACAUUUUUUUACUAAAAAAUCAAAUUGUCUGAAAUUCCAUGCAGCAUAACCCACUGAGUUGCAAUGCACCCCAGUGCUCUGCAGCUUAAUGGGUUAAUUAAACACCCAAAACAUUUUAAUUUCAAAAUGGGUCGUUCCAGAAAAGAUCCAUACUCCCCCACGGAGGAAAUUUCUGCAGUCCGGAGGGGGAGGGGAGAAAAAAUUGUUUCUGAUAAUAGUAAAUGUAUUAGGACAUCCAAAGGGAGUAGGCCAGGGGGGGGGUUAACUUCCUAUUUCCUCUGUGGAGGUGGUAUGGAUCUUUUCUGGAAUGACCCAAUACGAUUAAAGCUUUUAAAUCUUGUGCGCAAGCCAUUUUUAGUUUGUUGAAAAGAAAGACCCCCCUGGUUUAUAAAAUUUGAGUUUGAGAAAUUUUUUCUAUUAUUCUGCAUUAUAAGUACCCAAAGAAUUAGCUACAGUAUAUAUAAUAAAAAACUGGGUACUAUAAUAGCUGUUUUGCGAAGUGGAGAGCAAUUUCAAAUCUGUUCAGUUUUUUUAUACACCUAGCUGUAUAACUGAUGUAAUAUUUAUGAAGAAAGAGUUUCUGAAAAUAGAAAGAGUUUCUGAAAAUGACCCAAAUAUGACUAGAAAGAGUUUCUGAAAAUGACCCAAAUUCCUUCUGGAAACUAUUAAAGAACAUGAGUGAUGACUUUGAGGACCCUUCCAUGAGUAAACCAGAUGUUUCGGCUAACAGCUGGCUCACUCAUUUCGAAUCCCUGCAUGCAAAACAUACGUUAGACACAGAACAGAAUAAUAUUUUACAAAAAUUAACAAAACUUGAAGAAGAAAUCCCAAAUAAUUUUCUUGAUGAACCGAUUUCUGAAGUAGAAGUUUUAAGUGCUGCAAAGAAAUUAAAAAACAACAAAUCUGCUUAUUCUGACAGGAUAAAAAACGAAAUGCUAAAGUGUAGUGUCAAAAUAUUACUUAAAUUAUACCAAAAACUUUUUAACCUCAUUUUAGAAACAGGGCAUUUCCCAGAUCAAUGGUGUGAAGGUCUCAUUACACCAAUUUUUAAGUCAGGAGAUAAAACUGACCCCAAUAACUACAGGGGAAUUUGCGUGACUAGCUGUCUCAGCAAAUUCCUUUGUAUUAUUUUAAAUCAACGGUUAAGUAAAUUUAGCAUUGAUAGAAACAUAAUUCACCCAUCCCAAAUCGGAUUUCAGUCGGGCCACAGAACAGCUGAUCACAUUUUCACUCUUAAAACAAUAAUAGACAAACACAUAAAUGAGAACAAAAAGGAAAAACUCUAUGCAUGCUUUGUUGAUUUUAGAAAGGCUUUUGACUCUGUUUGGCAUGAAGGCCUUUUUUUAAAACUGCUUGAAAACAAAAUUGAUGGUAACUUCUACAACCUUGUUAAAAGUUUAUAUUCAAACUCUAAAUGCGCCGUAAACGAAAACAAAACUAAUCGAACUGAAUUUUUCUCUUACUCCACAGGAGUGCGUCAAGGCUGUGUUCUGAGCCCUCUUCUAUUUAAUAUCUACAUAAACGAAUUGGCAACAUUAUUUGACACUACAGAUGCUGAUCCGUUUAUACUACCAAAUGGAACUAAACUGAGUUGUCUUCUAUAUGCCGAUGACUUAAUUUUAUUAUCUCGAUCAAAAUUCGGCCUACAAAAAUCUCUAGACGAUCUCCAUAGUUGGAGUAAAAAAUGGCUCAUGGAAAUAAAUUUGAAGAAAACACAAAUAAUGAUUAUUGAAAAACGAAAAACAAGAAAGGCAAGCCCAAAGUUUAAUGUUGGAAAUCGGAACAUAGCAAUUGUACAGGAAUACUGUUACCUAGGAGUCAAACUAAAUCACAAUGGCAAUUUCACUUUAGCUCUAAAGCAACUAAGUGAGAAAGCCUUGCAUGCUUUAUAUGGUAUAAGAAGACAGCUCAACUUCAGCCGCCUCAAUCCCAAAUAUGCCAUUAAAAUAUUUGAUUCUAUUAUAAGCCCGAUCCUACUAUACAACUCUGAAGUAUGGGGGACAUACGUGAAACACGAUUUCAACAAUUGGGACAAGUUACCAAUUGAAAAAGUCCAUCUUAAGUUCUGUAAAAUAUACCUCGCUGUCAGUAGGAAAGCAAGUAACAUUGCUUCCAGAGCUGAGCUUGGAAAACUCCCUCUUAUUAUCAAUGUAUUCAAAAGGGUCUUCAAAUACAUCACUCACGUAAACUCACUUCCCGAAACAGCCAUUGCAAAGCAAGCAUUUCUAAUCUCGAAAGAUCUCUACUCUAGGCAGAAAACUUCCUUUUACGGAAAUGCAAUGGAUACAAUCAAAAAUUUAAACCUAAAUGAAGAAAUCCCUAGUCUGGAAGCCGUAACGUCUGAACAUAUUGAAGCUAUUACCAAAACCCUUGAGGAAAAAUACUUGACAUUCUGGAAACAUAAACUUGAAAAUUCAUCCAAAUUAACUUUCUAUUCAACAUUCAAAACGGACCACAACUUCGAAAAAUACUUAAUACUUAUAAAAGACCCAUACAAGAGAAAAUGUCUUUCACGUUUUAGAGUUAGCAGCCAUAACCUCCAAAUUGAGAUCGGGCGAUACCAAAAUACACCCCGAGAAGAACGCUUAUGUGAAAUCUGUAAUUCAGGAGAGGUGGAAAACGAAACCCAUUUCCUACUCUUUUGCAAAGCCUAUGAGCAUUCUCGUGAAGACCUCCGAAGUUCUUUAGAGAAUGUCUCAUCUAACGAGAUUAAACUGAACUCUCAAACUCUAUCAGCUGACUUAAUGAAGUCAACUGAUAGUGAAAUCAUAACUAAACUGUCAAAAUUUGUUUAUUCAUGUUUUGAACAAUUUCAAAUCUGUUCAGUUUUUUUAUACACCUAGCUGUAUAACUGAUGUAAUAUUUAUGAAGAAAGAGUUUCUGAAAAUAGAAAGAGUUUCUGAAAAUGACCCAAAUAUGACUAGAAAGAGUUUCUGAAAAUGACCCAAAUUCCUUCUGGAAACUAUUAAAGAACAUGAGUGAUGACUUUGAGGACCCUUCCAUGAGUAAACCAGAUGUUUCGGCUAACAGCUGGCUCACUCAUUUCGAAUCCCUGCAUGCAAAACAUACGUUAGACACAGAACAGAAUAAUAUUUUACAAAAAUUAACAAAACUUGAAGAAGAAAUCCCAAAUAAUUUUCUUGAUGAACCGAUUUCUGAAGUAGAAGUUUUAAGUGCUGCAAAGAAAUUAAAAAACAACAAAUCUGCUUAUUCUGACAGGAUAAAAAACGAAAUGCUAAAGUGUAGUGUCAAAAUAUUACUUAAAUUAUACCAAAAACUUUUUAACCUCAUUUUAGAAACAGGGCAUUUCCCAGAUCAAUGGUGUGAAGGUCUCAUUACACCAAUUUUUAAGUCAGGAGAUAAAACUGACCCCAAUAACUACAGGGGAAUUUGCGUGACUAGCUGUCUCAGCAAAUUCCUUUGUAUUAUUUUAAAUCAACGGUUAAGUAAAUUUAGCAUUGAUAGAAACAUAAUUCACCCAUCCCAAAUCGGAUUUCAGUCGGGCCACAGAACAGCCGAUCACAUUUUCACUCUUAAAACAAUAAUAGACAAACACAUAAAUGAGAACAAAAAGGAAAAACUCUAUGCAUGCUUUGUUGAUUUUAGAAAGGCUUUUGACUCUGUUUGGCAUGAAGGCCUUUUUUUAAAACUGCUUGAAAACAAAAUUGAUGGUAACUUCUACAACCUUGUUAAAAGUUUAUAUUCAAACUCUAAAUGCGCCGUAAACGAAAACAAAACUAAUCGAACUGAAUUUUUCUCUUACUCCACAGGAGUGCGUCAAGGCUGUGUUCUGAGCCCUCUUCUAUUUAAUAUCUACAUAAACGAAUUGGCAACAUUAUUUGACACUACAGAUGCUGAUCCGUUUAUACUACCAAAUGGAACUAAACUGAGUUGUCUUCUAUAUGCCGAUGACUUAAUUUUAUUAUCUCGAUCAAAAUUCGGCCUACAAAAAUCUCUAGACGAUCUCCAUAGUUGGAGUAAAAAAUGGCUCAUGGAGAUAAAUUUGAAGAAAACACAAAUAAUGAUUAUUGAAAAACGAAAAACAAGAAAGGCAAGCCCAAAGUUUAAUGUUGGAAAUCGGAACAUAGCAAUUGUACAGGAAUACUGUUACCUAGGAGUCAAACUAAAUCACAAUGGCAAUUUCACUUUAGCUCUAAAGCAACUAAGUGAGAAAGCCUUGCAUGCUUUAUAUGGUAUAAGAAGACAGCUCAACUUCAGCCGCCUCAAUCCCAAAUAUGCCAUUAAAAUAUUUGAUUCUAUUAUAAGCCCGAUCCUACUAUACAACUCUGAAGUAUGGGGGACAUACGUGAAAAACGAUUUCAACAAUUGGGACAAGUUACCAAUUGAAAAAGUCCAUUUUAAGUUCUGUAAAAUAUACCUCGCUGUCAGUAGGAAAGCAAGUAACAUUGCUUCCAGAGCUGAGCUUGGAAAACUCCCUCUUAUUAUCAAUGUAUUCAAAAGGGUCUUCAAAUACAUCACUCACUUAAACUCACUUCCCGAAACAGCCAUUGCAAAGCAAGCAUUUCUAAUCUCGAAAGAUCUCUACUCUAGGCAGAAAACUUCCUUUUACGGAAAUGCAAUGGAUACAAUCAAAAAUUUAAACCUAAAUGAAGAAAUCCCUAGUCUGGAAGCCGUAACGUCUGAACAUAUUGAAGCUAUUACCAAAACCCUUGAGGAAAAAUACUUGACAUUCUGGAAACAUAAACUUGAAAAUUCAUCCAAAUUAACUUUCUAUUCAACAUUCAAAACGGACCACAACCUCGAAAAAUACUUAAUACUUAUAAAAGACCCAUACAAGAGAAAAUGUCUUUCACGUUUUAGAGUUAGCAGCCAUAACCUCCAAAUUGAGAUCGGGCGAUACCAAAAUACACCCCGAGAAGAACGCUUAUGUGAAAUCUGUAAUUCAGGAGAGGUGGAAAACGAAACCCAUUUCCUACUCUUUUGCAAAGCCUAUGAGCAUUCUCGUGAAGACCUCCGAAGUUCUUUAGAAAAUGUCUCAUCUAACGAGAUUAAACUGAACUCUCAAACUCUAUCAGCUGACUUAAUGAAGUCAACUGAUAGUGAAGUCAUAACUAAACUGUCAAAAUUUGUUUAUUCAUGUUUUGAACAAAGGCUUAAAAUACCUUGA